AUCUGCUUAGGCGCCCGGCGCUUCAUUGAGAACAAUGUCGAACAGUAUGUUAACCUUUGAUGAAGCCUCGUGCUACUCACAAUCAUCUGCAGAUUUUGUUAUCUUUACUGUGUUCAUUUUUUUCAAUAUGGAAGGUCUUUCCAGUGCUUCAGCUGCUUUCGCCGUCAUAUCUCUCGCUGUGCAGCUAGCCGAAAGUGUCAAGAAGCUAGUGGAGUUUUGGCAAGCUAUCGAAGAUGCACCAGGAGAUGUUAGUGAACUGUUUUCUGACCUAGAACUCCUGUCAGCCUUUCUAGUGAACAAUCAGAAAAAGUUUGCUCGACACAGCCCCUAUGACCUGAUUGCCCAGCGAAUCUUCAGCAAAUGUCAAAAAAGGAUUGAAAAACUUCAUGAAAAACUUCAUCCCACAAUGGUCGCCUUCACGUCGUCGUCUUCUCGUAAAAGGAAGUGGGCCGCACUGAAAGUCACUCUAAAAAACGAAGAGAUCAAGAAGAUGCGUACGUCGGUAGGAGAAUCUUUGGUGGCUGUGCAGAUGAUUCAGCAAGAUGCUAUCUCGUAUGUUAACCUUCUUCAAUGUCCGUCAAGUAGAAAGACUUUCUAAACUCAAUUUUCCACUUUCAAUAGUGAUAUGGCAGAAAUGGCUCUCCGGCACCAAGAAGAAACUUCGAAAGGCAUAAGCGCCAUACAGGAGAUUGUUGUACAGUAUUCGCAAAACCUCAACCCUAUGCAUGGGUCUAAAUCGCUAUCUUCAACAUAUGCUUCUUCCAUGCUCUUGGAGGAAAAGAAGACCACAGAGCUAAGCCUACUAGAUUUGCACCGAGAUAAGGAGAGUCAUGGUUAUUCUCAGCCUACUAGUACAACGAUAGAUGCAAGAAAUGCCAUGAUCUUCCAAAACAGCUCACCUGCAAUUUUGGAUGAAGUUGGAAGCUCAGUCAAUGACAUCAAAAAACAGAUCAUUGGGCAUACAUCGUCCAAAACUAGAUUGUGGGAGACUGAUGGCCAGACACCUAUUUUCUCAUUUCGUGUCAGCUCCGCCUCGACCAAAACUACAAGUGCAAAUGAAUUGAGUUCUCACGAAACUAUUGAGACGAGAAUUGGCAUAGUAUUCUACCCAGCAAAAUGGCUGUAUCGCCUUGGCGUAACUAUGGGGAUUCGCAUGUCGGCGACCGUUGAUAACGGCUGGAUGUUUACAUUCUCCUCCUUUGGGGCUGUUCCAGAAGAUGCGUUGAUUUUUGAUCUUUGCCGACAAGGCAAUGUUGCCGGUGUAAAAAUUCUUUUGGGUCGUGGGGAUGCUUCCCUUGAAUGUGAAAACCCUCAGGGUAAAACGCCGUUGUGGGUAGGUUUUCUCACGCUCCCUACAGCUUCUCGUAGCUAAUCACUCAAUUGCUGCAGACCGCCGUCAACUAUGGCCAAGUCGACGUCGCGAGAUUUUUGAUCGCCGCUGGAGCCAAGAAUACAGCCAACAAAAUCAACCUAUGGCAGAACCCCGUCGUGCUUGAUGCUCGUCGGAAGAUUGCCAUAAUUGAGACCUUAGAAUUUUACUCAAAGUACAAAGGUAAUAGUAUAUAUGGCACUAUUGGUCGCUUAUCGAUAUUUUACACCCCAAGCAAACGACUUGAUAUGACCCAAGAAGAAAUCUCGGACAAUAUGUUGUGUGUGUUUAAAGCCUUAACUCCCUCUCUACGCACCGGAAAUGCUGCUGCCAUUCGUUAUCUUCAUGAAAUGCUAUCAAGUGGUCAUUGUGGGAGCCUCAUUCAUUGGCUAAUAAGUAGACUCGAAGGCAAUCUCGAUGUACAUGAAGACAGUGUCACUUCCUACUCAUUACUACACUGUUUGAUUGGUGCCCGAUUCCUUCAUAGGGAUUUGCUUUCCGUGAGAAUGAUCAUGGAGAAAACAACAGACUUACAUAGUUGCCACGGUUACGGGGCUUGGGGUCAAUACCAACCACAGACACCCACAGUUCUUGCAAUGUAUGACCAGGAUUUGUUCAUUCCAUGGCGACAACUUCUUCUAGAAUCUAAACAGGAUAUGGAUACCUUCAUCGAGCGGGAGGUUGAUGCUAAGCAAUUGACGUCCAUGGGUUGGACUAAAGCAACGUUGAAAGCCUUAUUCCGGCAUCAGUUCAACACGCCGAGCUACGAGGGAAGAAGACCAUUUCAUGGGUUUCCUGUAUGUGACAGAUGCAAUCAUGUCAAUAUCUCCAUUAGCAUGCUUCGCCUCAAGAUAGAUCUUGAGUUUAGGAGACAGCUUCGAGAGAUCAGAACUGGUCGUUCUCAAAUACCACUUUUCUCGCAUACAACAGAUGUCAGGAGCGGCUCAUCCUUGAGCUUAAGUGUCGACGAAAAUGGGCAUCCUAUAUCAAAUAGUUCACAGAAGACAUGGCCACCAUUACCCUACCGCUUUGUAUGUUCUGACAGCUGCCGUGAUGGCAUUUCUGUUCACGACGUAUUUGAAAAUAAUUUGGAGGAUUUGCCAGUAUUUCCACCAUAUAUCUCUAAGGAGGAACAGGAACGCCUUGAGCAAUUACGUUUGGCAGAGGAGGAAGCAAAAUGUCCCACUUAUAAGAUGCCUGGGGCUUUUUGAUAUGACUCGCGACUGGGAGAGAAGGCCUAAGACCCUAGUCGGGUCAUCACGUCCCAAUUCAAUAAUGAAAUCACCCUAAGGAUUUCAAAGGCUCAUGCCGCAUUUAUAAUUCAAAUUUAAAUGCUUGUCAGAUUUGACACUCAAAUGAUCCUUUACGCUCCAAAGAGCCUACACUUUGCAAACUGACAAUCGAAUAGCCUUUCACCAUUUGUAUCUUGCUUGUUCGUUUUCUUUUUUUUUUAGGUCUUGAGCAUGGGCCGAGUUCAUAGAAUAUACAAGACCGAGCAGAAUUGUUACAAAUCUGCUGAAGCAUCAAAUUUUGGAAU
Sclerotinia trifoliorum is the source of this 2906-nucleotide messenger RNA. The record is from the annotation of a GenBank genome assembly. Lineage: Eukaryota; Fungi; Ascomycota; Leotiomycetes; Helotiales; Sclerotiniaceae.